Messenger RNA from Uncinocarpus reesii 1704, 600 nucleotides. RefSeq lists its product as uncharacterized. NCBI's taxonomy places the organism in Eukaryota, Fungi, Ascomycota, Eurotiomycetes, Onygenales, Onygenaceae. Gene Ontology annotation, molecular function: protein binding. The transcript has a single exon. Bases 1 to 600 code for a protein of 199 amino acids. The record is from RefSeq and is a predicted model, not a curated record.
AUGACAGUCACAGAAACACCACAGCAGCCCCAGCAACCGCUGUCGGAAACCUGGACGCAGCCCUCGCACUCCGCAAUCACCAUCCGCCGCUCAGACACACUCGCCUCCGGCUCCGACGCCAGCGGCCCCAUCUUCUGCCUCACCGCAGUCGCCGCCCACGACAUUCCCGCAAACUCCCUGUUCGCGACAAACACCUCCACCACCCUCGCCUCCACCAAGGACUACUCGACGGUGCAGAUAUCCGCGACGCAGCACAUCCGGCUCAACUCCGACCUGCUCUACUGCAACCAUUCGUGUGACCCGAACGUCCGCUUCGUCACCUCGACGCUUGCGCCUGAUCCAAAGGUAGACCCGGAGGCGCCCGUUGCCGGCGUGCUGGAGGUGUGGAGUCUCAGGGAGAUCGCUGCGGGCGAGGAAUUGAGAUUCUUCUAUCCGAGCACGGAGUGGGAGAUGUCGCAGCCGUUCCGGUGCUCGUGUGGAGCAGAGGACUGCUUGGGCUGGGUCGAUGGAGCGAAGAAUAUGCCGGCAAAGGUGCUGAGUAGAUACUGGCUGAGCGGGCAUAUUACGGCGUUGGUUGCUGAGAAGGAGGGCCUGAAUUGA